AUGGUCCAGCAGUUUUGUCUCUGGAAAUGGUUAGCUGCAGGGAUUGCACUCACUACUGUCUUGGCAGGUUGUUUGGCCCAGAAUGAUGACGAUUGCAAAUUGGCCAGAGCAGGUCCUCCAGCCACAAUAGUUCCCAUUGACGAAGAGAGUCGGAACGGCACUAUCCUGGUUGACAACAUGCUGAUCAAAGGCACAGCAGGAGGGCCUGACCCCACCAUUGAGCUCUCCUUGAAGGACAACGUGGAUUACUGGGUGAUCCUUGAUCCCAUCAGGCAAAGAUUGUACCUCAACAGCACUGGCCGAGUCCUGGACAGAGAUCCACCAAUGUCCAUUCAGUCCAUCGUGGUGCAGGUGCAGUGUGUUAACAAAAAAGUUGGCACCGUUAUCAACCACGAGGUGAGGAUUGUGGUGAGGGACCGGAAUGACAACUCUCCUCAGUUCCAGCAGGAGCACUACUAUGUGGCAGUGAACGAGUUAACUCCAGUUGGAACAACCAUCUUCACAGGAUUUUCUGGAAACAAUGGUGCUAUUGACAUUGAUGAUGGUCCCAAUGGCCAGAUAGAAUAUGUCAUCCAGUACAAUCCUGAAGACAAG
Acanthisitta chloris (rifleman) is the source of this 594-nucleotide messenger RNA. Its product is annotated as protocadherin-15-like. The annotation marks the transcript as partial. The record is from RefSeq and is a predicted model, not a curated record. Gene Ontology annotation, biological process: inner ear development; sensory perception of sound; cell adhesion. Gene Ontology annotation, cellular component: plasma membrane; stereocilium. NCBI's taxonomy places the organism in Eukaryota, Metazoa, Chordata, Aves, Passeriformes, Acanthisittidae. Gene Ontology annotation, molecular function: calcium ion binding. The transcript is spliced from 5 exons.